Glycine soja is the source of this 589-nucleotide messenger RNA. RefSeq lists its product as uncharacterized. The transcript is spliced from 2 exons. The record is from RefSeq and is a predicted model, not a curated record. Bases 167 to 589 code for a protein of 140 amino acids. Lineage: Eukaryota; Viridiplantae; Streptophyta; Magnoliopsida; Fabales; Fabaceae.
AUUGUCACUGCGACUUGAAGGCAACGCUAACGUGCGUUGGCGCCCAGAGCACUACGGGUACCGCACGGAGUCCGACGGCGACGGAAUCUCGAUCUUGGGCUCGCGGGACAUCUGAAUCGACCACUGCACCCUCUCCCGCUGCAAGGACGGCCUCAUCGACGCCGUGAUGGGCUCCACCGGGAUCACGAUCUCCCAGACUCUGCCAUGCAGGGACAAUAAUCUGGGAAUGUGGACCAGAGGACCCAACGAUGGUGGUGUACAUUUUUCAGAUUUUGGCCCAGAGUACGAUGUCGUUGCUACCUUCACGUAUUUUGAUUCUUGUAUCUGCAUUGUUAUGCUUAUUAGGUCAUACGACAACCUUAACAACAAUUCUAUAACAAAUGAGUACCCAAUUAGCGAUUUCAAUACGAUGAUGUUUCAUGUCUCUAUUGGAAUUAAUGGAAUCACCGGAUCCAUUGAUUGGGACUAUAAAUGUCUUUUCCUCCUCCUCCAUCAUCAUUAUAUACUACCCUCUUUUGUUUUUCUUUUUUACUAUCUUUCUUUUGGCUUUGUCAUUAUCUGUUCCAAGAUGUCAAAGAGGAAAUUGUAA